AUGCGGCAAAUUCUGCUGUGCUUAGAGAGCGCUGUUACAUUGCCAGAGUUGUCAUCACUCCGUAUUUCUGGAGCUGGCAUAACAUUUGCACAUGGUGAAGGCUUUGAUGAAUUUAUUAUGUCACGUCCAUCUUCAGUGAGCAAGGCAUUUACGUACUCUUCCUCCGUUGCUGACUCCUUGCUAUCUGAAAUUGAACUGGAAAUUAGAGACGGCGAUGACGGGCGAUUGGGUGGUGGAAAUUUUGACAAAGGAGUUUUGGAGUUUCUUUAUGGGUUUGACAAAGGUGAUGGAAAUUUUGAUGAGUUUCUUGAGUUGUGCCGACGGCAGAGACAGUUUAUAUUCUUGCUUCAACCAUAUUUAGAAUCCUCUCUUGAUAAGCCUGAAUAUCCGGGUUUAAGUGGACAUGGGAUAGCUUUCGUGCUUGCACCGACAAGAGGCCUUCCAGGAGCUUUUGGAUCCCAGUACCUUGGCCUCUUCAAUUCAACAAAUAAUGGCAAUUCCAGUAAUCAUGUUUUUGCGGUGGAGCUGGAUACAAUCCUGAAUGAUGAGUUUCUUGAUAUCAAUUCCAAUCAUGUUGGUAUUGAUAUAAAUGGACCUGGUUUUCUACCAGAUGAGUCUGCUGCAGGUGGUGCAUCAGAAUGA
Molecule: messenger RNA, 642 nt
Organism: Fraxinus pennsylvanica
Lineage: Eukaryota; Viridiplantae; Streptophyta; Magnoliopsida; Lamiales; Oleaceae
Source: the annotation of a GenBank genome assembly